CUUCUCUCCGCCCGUUGCAAGCCCCAUCGCCUCUUGCCACCACAAGGGACAGAUCAAGAUGGACGAUCAACUCCGUGUCGAGAGGAAAGCUCGCCGUCAGGCCCUGAAUGCUAUCUAUGGGCAGCUCGGUGGACUUGAUCAUCGUUUGUUACCCGCCCAGUUCAAGCAGGUCAAGAUCAAUCACACAAGAAUGCCCCUGGACGCCGAUAAUGCUCCCUAUUACUUCUCUGCCUAUCCAUACCCCAUCGAUGAGCCUGAGUAUGAGUAUCCCGAGGAUGCGGAAGAUUGGCCGGAAUUCGACGGAUGCCCCUACAAGAAUGCCGAACACCUCGCCAUCUGUCUGAACCGGUUCCUCUGCCGUUGCGAAAUACCAGACGAGGGCACUCACCCGCCUCGCUUUGAAAUGUCCUCUUGGGGAAACUUCAACUUCCAAGACCUGGGCUCUGUGACCUUGGGCUCGCAGUGGCAGGUUGAAUCGAUUUGGUACGACGCCAACACUGGAUCGCCUCAUAUGGUGGCCCUCAUGUGGAGUGAACUCGCCCAGCCGCAGAAUGAGGAGCUGUGCCGCGGCGAGGUUGAUGCCGCAAUCAUGAUCAUGCACGGUCGCUUGCGAGACCCCGCGCUCCGUCCCCAUGUUAUUGCCCCCGUCCUGCUGCUCUCAGCCAUUGGGGAGCACUAUCUUCGAGUCAUCGAGGCCUACUUCGACAAGGGCCAGCUUACCAUGCGGAGUACCCCGCUUAUGGACAUGCGCGAGCGGGACCUGGGUUGGCUCAUCGCCUUAGCGAGAUGGUGCUGGGGGGGCCCUAGCAGCAAAAACACCCAACUCAUCAAGUCUUAGCGAAUAUCGGUACGGUCUUUGUUUGGGAUUCUUAGCGGCGUUCUGGAUGGAAGCAUGGGAAAUGUCGGGCUGGGCUUGGGAACCGUUUGAUACCACAACAUCUCUUGAACUGUCCGUGCGCUGAGGCGACACGGGUUCGUGGGA
This is a messenger RNA of Aspergillus ibericus CBS 121593, 982 nucleotides long. RefSeq lists its product as uncharacterized. Bases 59 to 838 code for a protein of 259 amino acids. NCBI's taxonomy places the organism in Eukaryota, Fungi, Ascomycota, Eurotiomycetes, Eurotiales, Aspergillaceae. The transcript is spliced from 3 exons. The record is from RefSeq and is a predicted model, not a curated record.